Messenger RNA from Drosophila grimshawi, 1352 nucleotides. It is a transcript of the gene aurA, whose product is annotated as aurora kinase C. The record is from RefSeq and is a predicted model, not a curated record. Gene Ontology annotation, cellular component: spindle midzone; spindle pole centrosome; spindle microtubule. Bases 68 to 1264 code for a protein of 398 amino acids. Lineage: Eukaryota; Metazoa; Arthropoda; Insecta; Diptera; Drosophilidae. Gene Ontology annotation, biological process: protein phosphorylation; mitotic spindle organization; regulation of cytokinesis. Gene Ontology annotation, molecular function: ATP binding; protein kinase activity. The transcript has 3 exons.
CCGAUUGGCAUUUUUACAGGCUUUCGAAUUGAAAAAACAACAAAAAUUUAGUUUAAAAAAAAAAAACAUGUCGCACAAGCCUAAUAAUGUGCUGCGAAAUAAGGAAAAUGUAUUACUAAAGCCAGGAACCAGCACUUCUGGAGUCGCUCCAAUAGCAAUGCAGAAAAAGCAACUAAUUUGUGCGAAAAAGCCAACAAUUGAGAAUGUGGCGCCUGUGGCUAGCACCAGCAAAACUGCCGCCCAAUUAACAACAACAAAGGCGCCACAAAUAGCUGAACCGCAAUAUCAGACACAGCAGCAGCUGCCAGCAGCUUCAGCUGCAGCUGUAGCCACCAAAAAAGGGGAUACGGAUUUGGCCAAGACUGAGAAGCAACCGGCGUCGUCAGCCACUGCAACGGGCAGCAGCAAAAGCACUGAUAAGGACAAGACUGAGACUGCAACGGCAACGGCAACAGCCAAACCCAAAAAGACCUGGGCCUUAAGCAACUUUGACAUUGGUCGGCAGUUGGGUCGCGGCAAAUUUGGCAAUGUGUAUUUGGCACGCGAAAAGGAAUCUCAAUUUGUUGUCGCCUUGAAGGUGCUCUUCAAGCGACAGAUUGGCGAAUCGAAUGUGGAGCAUCAGGUGCGACGCGAAAUCGAAAUCCAAUCGCAUCUGCGCAAUCCGCACAUCCUGCGCCUCUACGCCUAUUUUCAUGACGACGCGCGCAUCUAUUUGAUACUGGAGUAUGCGCCUCAAGGCACGCUCUUCAGUGCAUUGCAGGCGCAGCCGCUGAAGCGAUUCGAUGAUCGUCAGUCGGCAACGUAUAUCAAGGCGCUGUGCUCGGCGCUAAUGUAUUUGCAUGAGCGUGAUAUCAUUCAUCGGGAUAUCAAGCCGGAGAAUUUGUUGUUGGGCCACAAGGGUGUGCUGAAGAUUGCCGAUUUUGGGUGGUCGGUGCAUGAACCGAAUUCGAUGCGGAUGACGCUGUGCGGCACAGUUGAUUAUCUGCCGCCCGAAAUGGUGCUAAACAAGCCACACACCAAGAACGUGGAUCUCUGGAGCUUGGGUGUGCUAUGCUACGAGCUGCUGGUGGGUCAUGCGCCAUUCUACUCGAAGAACUUUGAGGAAACGUACAAGAAGAUACUUAAUGUCGACUAUAAGCUGCCGGAGCACGUUUCCAAAGCUGCAGCUCAUUUGAUAUCAAAGCUAUUAGUGUUAAAUCCGCAGCAUCGGUUGCCACUGGAUCAGAUCAUGUUGCAUCCAUGGAUAACGGCGCACACACAGUGAAGCAUAUUGAGUUUUAAUCUUAGGUUUGAUUUCAUAUUCAUUCUUUAUUUAAUUUGUUCAGUUUGUUUGAGUUAUUUGCAUUUUUACU